Messenger RNA from Anopheles funestus (African malaria mosquito), 4133 nucleotides. RefSeq lists its product as uncharacterized. The record is from RefSeq and is a predicted model, not a curated record. The transcript is spliced from 10 exons. Gene Ontology annotation, molecular function: carbohydrate binding. NCBI's taxonomy places the organism in Eukaryota, Metazoa, Arthropoda, Insecta, Diptera, Culicidae. Bases 525 to 2570 code for a protein of 681 amino acids.
UUCCUGGUCCCUUGCGAAUGCCCCGGAAGCUGCAAUUUGUUCACCGCUGCUGCCCGCCAGAGUUCAUUUGGUGCAGAUUUCGCCUUACAUGCUCCGGGGACAGGAGCGUUACGGAGCGUGAGAGAAAAUCCUUGCACCACCCCAAACAAAAACUUCUCUUUCGAGAGUGAGUGUCUGAGUGAGUCUGUGCGUAGAAUGAAACUCGGAUGGAAAGCGUAUCGCAGUCGUGCAGAGUGCUUGACGGUGUACGGUUGUGUCUGGGAAUACAUUCCGGAAGUCCCGGUGCUGUCACAAACUCCUUUCCCAAUAUAGGGCGCCGGGUUUUUUUGGGUGUACUCCUGGAUCCUGGAACUGUGGUUCGAAUUCGGACGCUGAAAUUUUUGGCUGCUGGCCUAUAAAAGGUGCUACCCACUCGUAUCACGCUGUUUGUGAUGAGUUUUGAUAAGUGGUUGGUGGUGGUUGGUUUUACGACCAGGAUAGGAUGAGAACAUGUCAAAUCGGAAUAAUAACAGGAAAGCACAUUGAUGAAUAGCAAAAUGUUGCACAUUAUCAUUGGAUUUAUCGUCAUCGUUCAACGAGCUGCUGGAGAUGAUUUAGGGCUUCUUUCCAGCACUCUGCGUGCGUUUCGAACGAUUUGCUGCGACGACGAGCUGCUGAAUCUGUCAUGCCCCAUCGGUACCAGCAUCUCUGUAGAGCUCGUCCAGUAUGGUGCCAAAGAAAGUAACGAAACGCUUCAAUGCGCGUACAGCGAAGUGGACAGUAGCUAUUACGUUCCCGAACCCACCUCACCCGCCCUUAGUACGAUUGACUUCUCGGUAGCUGUCCAAGUCAACGCAACUCCCAUUACGCCCACGGUAUCGACGGUUGGUACCGAGCUGGUCCUGAACGAUACGCUUGCCACGGUGGAACGACCGAAAGACAAAUGUACUCCGUUGUAUGUGCUCCAGUACUCGAUCCUGCAGACCGUCGUUGAAGCGUGCCAGAAGAAACGUCGCUGUCGGAUACAGGCCACACCGAAGAACUUCGCUACAGCCCCCUGCCCUGGUAUACAUCGUAUGGUGGAGGUCAAUCACAAAUGUCGCCCAUUCGAAUUCCGCAGCCUGAUAUCGUGCGAAAAGGACAUCGUAAGGUUGACGUGUGGUCAGUACACCCGUAUAGCGAUUUACAGUGCCACCUACGGUCGAACCGCGUACGAAAGUUCGCACUGUACACAGACGGCCGCCUCAAAAGAACAAACAUGCCUUUCGGAGCACACCAGUCUCACGUUGACAGAAAUCUGCCAAGGCCGGCGAAAGUGCACAGUUGCGGUAGAAAGUUCGACAUUUGGCAACCCUUGCCCGGAAAACAUCAGGGUCUACCUGAAAGUAAUCUACGCUUGUGUGUCGAGGAAUGUGUUCCGGGAACGGUACAUCACACCGCUCGAGGAUGACGAGCUGGACGAGCGUCCGUACGAGUCGAACGAGCUGUACGACGAGGAAUUGACACCGGCUCCGAACCAGAUAGAGGGUUCCGCUGUCGGCAAGGGUGCUGGUAGCAACCACAACAAGUACUCCGGUAGCGGCGAAUCAGCGGUCAAGGCGGAAAAUAUAGUCACGUUCAACAAAGACGCCGGCGACAGCUCGGAUGGUAGCAGUGGCCAGCCAUCACUGCUCGAUGAUGGACACCUGCUGAUCGUCGGUGUCGCGGUACUGUUCUUCUGCUUUGUCUGCGUUUCAUUCGGAGCGCUGCUAGCAUACAAGAUGAAGCUGUUCCGGCCGAGCAAUAAUCGGUGCAUCAAGGCAUCCGAGUCAAGCGACAGCCAUUCGACACCAUCCAGUUACCGGGCACCGAGCGAGGACUUCGAUCUGGUUGAAUGCAUGCCAGAUACGAAUGCGAUGACGGAAAAGGCAGCUGAGCAACCACCGCCACCGCAAACGUUUGUGCAACCGGUCACCGCAUCCGCACCAGUUACGGCCAUCCCUACCAGCACCAUGCUGCCGGCGUUCAAGUUCGCCGAGCCGCGUGGAAGCCUGUCGCAGAUAUCGACCACCAUGUUCAUCCUGCCGAACUACCUAAUGGCGGGCCCACUGCCCGGCACACUCUCCAACCGACGGCCCAAGGAUGCCGGUUCGCCGCUACCACCGGGUGACAAUCUCACCAUCACACUCGCAACCGACAUCCCGGGCAGCAGCAACACAACCGUGACGGGCCGGAUGGAGUCGUCGCCCAGCCCGGCAUACUAUUCGCAACAUCUGCAGCCCCAUCAGCAGCAUCACGUGCCGUACGGUGUGAGCGCCUCCUGCGGCCAAUGUACGGCGCUCGGGUGGCAACCGGCAGCCGGUGGUGUUGGCGGUGGCCCGAUCUAUGGUGGAAAACUGCUGGCAGUGGAAAAUGCUGCCACGAACAAAACGUCACACCCGUAUCAUCGCAAUCAAUCAUUAAAACCGUCUGCCGGUGAGCCGGAAGGCUGCACGGACGUGGGUGGACCGGGCGAGAGCGGUGGCACAUCGGGUGGGAUGGUGGGAUCGGGGGCCACCCUAACACAGUCGCAUCCUUUUUUAUGGCUGGGCUUGAAAAUCGGGCUGAUGUAAAGCUGUAGGGUAAAGCUGUCAAGAUCGACCUGUGCGAUAGUUUAUCGUGCAGCGUUUUAAACCUUAUUUGGUGGGCUUUCAAAAUGUGGCCUGUCCUAUCCUGUAUUGCUUAUGUUUCGUCAUUUUCUCCCAUUUCCCCUACCUCCAGGUACAUCCUUACCUUUCGCCCCGUUCCGUCUCAAACAUAGAUACUUUACAAAACAUUCGGCUUACAGACGCGUGAGCUCCCGUUUUUUUUGUGCGCCUGUCCUCUUUUAAACAAACGCCCGCUUGACAGCUUUACCCGAGCAAACCCCGUAACAACUUUAUCGGCGAUUUGUCGCCGAUGAAACGUAACGAAGCCGAAUCUUGGCAUCGGCCGAAACCAUCCCCUAGACAUUGCGAUGGUAGACAGAAAGAAAACACAAACAAACAAAACAGAAACAGUAACGUAACACUAGAGACAUAGUAACAAAUUGUGAAUUUUACCGAGACUUGUACAAAAAUCGCUCCAAAUGCUCCUCCUGCCCUAGGAUGUGUUGAGGGUAAAGGGGGUUCGGUAUGUUGUGUUUUUAGAACUGUGAAAAGCGUUGUGAAGCUUAACCAAGCUAAAGGUAAACUGCGUACCGAACGAAACGUUCGAACGAAGUGACACCCAGAAAACAAGUUGCAUGCCUGUUCAGUUAUCGGCAUGUGAUAAUCAGCGCAUAAUCCGCUAUGUUCUAUUAUAUAGAACAAUCAGAAUGCUGUGUCUGUAAAUUUCAAAUUGUUAUUCGUUUGGCUUUUGUUUUUUCAAAAGUAUCUUUGUAACUAGUAAAAAUACAUUUUUUUACAAAUUUUGUUUUGUAAAAAGUUCUUUACGGUAUGAUACAGGGUUUUCGAACUCAAGUGCUACAGGGUUACCGAUUUUGUCUGGCAUCGUCGGAGCCUUUUCUAGUUUCUGUUUAAAUAGAGCUAGACUGGGUUGAGACACAUCUGGAAUCCAUAUGAACCAUCUUAAUCCAGCUAAAGCAAACGACUUAUUCAAUUUAAGCUUUGCAAAUUUACAGAUGAAACGACGCCAAUAAAGUGAUGAUGAGCGACACUCUUGUAUCAAUCUUUUUGAGCUGGGUCUAGAGGUAGCGAAUGAUUCCACUUCAGGCUUAGUUUAGUUUGAUUUGAACAGAAAACAGAAAAAGGUAUGCAUACGCCAGAAGAAAUGAAAAUCGCUGUAACUUUAAAAUCAUCUCUAGAUUUUGUUCAGAUCCAAAUAUUGGAAAAAAAGAGAUCCAAAUAUUGGAACACAUGUAAACUGUAAAUGAUGAAAUCGGCUUCAGCUUGUGACUUCCAGACUAUAUGAAAGAUUGUAGAUUUACUUAAACAAAUGGUCGUUUGACUUGCACAAAAUCCAAAAAUAGUUCUAAAUUUGACGGUCAAAGUUUGAAAACCCUGCAACGCAUUAACAUCAGCGACAAAUAUCAACGUACGUUCGUUAACUGAUUGUUUGAAAUUUGUUUUUAGUCCAAUCCAUGGUGAAAACGUAAAUGUAAAGUAAACUUGAGCACAGAUAAUGUAAAUAUACAAUUUAAAUCACUGUUCAACUAA